GGAAAUAUAUGAAUUAAAAAAAAAAAAAGUUAUUUUCAAAUACUUUUAGAUAUAAUAAAUGUUGUGGAAAAAAAUAUUUUAAAUUUAUUCAAGUAAAAAUUUUGAUUAAUGGUCACCUAUUUAAAAAAUUAGACCCUAUGCAUCGUGAAUAAAAAUUAAAUUGAAUACGCUAAUGAAAAAUAGAAUUUGUAAUUUAAAGGAAAUUCAUUAAAUCGUCUGUGAAACGUUACCUCUGAGAAAAAUGUCUCAUGAAAAUAUGAAUGUUUAUCCUUGGGGUCCUGCAGAUGUAUGUCCCCGAGGUAUGAUACUUCCAAUUUUGGAUGAACGUUUAUGGCCUAUCAGUAUUCGUAUAAUCGUGUAUUUUUCAACACUGUUGUAUUUUCUCUUGGGAAUAUCUAUUGUUACCGACGCUUUCAUGACAUCUAUCGAUAAAAUCUCUAGUCAUACUAAAAAAGUAUACUUGUCUAAGCAAUUGUCUAGAGCUUAUUUAGUAGAUUGUAUAUUUCCAGACCAAUCAGAAGUAAUUGAAGUUAAUGUAUGGAACCCGACAUUAGCAAAUCUUAUCCUAAUGGCCUUAGGUACAUCAUUACCGGAAAUAUUGUUAUCCAUUAUUGAAAUCGUUGGUCACAAUUUCGAGGUUCAUAAACUUGGACCGAACAUAAUUGUUGGAUCCGCAGCAUUUAAUUUAUUAAUCAUUACUAGCCUUUGUACGCUGUCAUUGAAGCCAAAUGAAUCAAAAAGAAUAUAUAAUUUAGAAGUAUUUUUAGUUAUUGGAACAUUUAGUUUUAUUUCUUAUUUAUGGUUAAUGUUUAUCAUUGAUAUAAUUUCACCUAGCAUAAUUGAACUAUGGGAAGCAUCUGUAACAUUUAUGUUGUUUCCGAUAUUUAUCUUAUUUGCUUAUGCGAUUGAUAAGAGAUGGUAUAGCAUUAACAAACAUCACAAGUAUGAAAUAGACGUUGUCAAGUUAGAAGACCAAAAUCAACCAAUGUAUAAUAAGAAUGAAAUGGACGAAGAUAAUUUAUUGGCAUUUCUUAAGAAUGCAAGUAAAUUUCCAGACGUAACAGAAUUAGAUGUUGCCAAAUUAGCAGCCGUUAAAAUAAUGGAUUCGACUUAUUCGAGUUCAAUACGAUAUCGGAUUAGAGAAGCAAGGCGACUUUCUGGUAGAACUAAACGUCAUUCUAUGCUUGAUGGCCGUCUUCGUCAGCUGUACGAUGUUUUAAUGUUAAAUGAAUCAAAUGUGGUAACUAACACAUUAUCGUCAAUUUCUGCUGAUGAAAAAUGUGCUGUUGUUGAAUUUUGUUCACAUCAUAUAGCAAUUAGAGAAAACAUCGGAAAAUAUCCAGUUAAAAUUUGGAGGCACGGAAAUUUAAAAACAAAGUGUACUGUUAGAAUUCAUAGCUUGGAUGGAACAGCUAAAGAAGGUGAAGACUAUAUAAAAGUCAAUGAAAUAAUUAAUUUUAAAGAAAAUGAAGAGAAAAAACAGAUAUUUAUUGAAAUAAUCGAUGAUGAUAAAUGGGAACCCGAUGAGAAUUUUUUUCUUAAACUGUCUUUAGUACGUCAAAAAAAAUUUAAUGUAAAAAUUGGUAGUUUAUCGGUAAUGGAAGUGACGAUAAUCGAUAAUGAUGAACCAGGUAUAAUAAGUUUUGCUAAACGAGGAUUAUUUAUAAAUGAAUACGUUGAUUUUGUUGAAGUCCCUAUUACUAGAACACACGGUUCUGACGGUGUUGUAAACGUUAAAUGGAAGAUCACAGACCGAUCGGCUAUUUUGGGAAAAUACUUCGUAGGUAGUCAUGGAGAAAUUGAAUUUAAGGAUAAAGAGGUAGUUAAAGUUUUAAUUAUCAAAUUAAUCAAUAAGAUGUUUAUGGAAAAAGGUGAAUUUUUUGAAGUUGAAUUAUUUGAUAUUAGUGGUGGUGCUGAAAUUGGAAAUUUCAAUAAGAUUACUAUUACUAUCAGCAGAGAUAUAGAUUUAACAAUGGACCGAUUGGUGAUACUUACUAACAACCAUAUUAAUGAAAUUGGUUUAAAUCGACAAACAUGGUUAGAACAAAUAAAAUCUGCUAUGACUGUUAAUGAGGGAGAUUUAGAAAAUGCUACAACCUUUACAUAUAUGCUACAUUUUUUAUCAUUUUUUUGGAAAGUUUUAUUCUCUUUUAUACCACCAGCAACUAUUUAUCAUGGUUGGUUAAGAUUUUUCAUAUCUUUAGUACUCAUUGGAAUAAUGGUCACUAUCACUGAUGACCUAGCUACAAUUUUAGGAUGUCUAAUCGGUUUAGAUGAUGUUAUUACAGCAAUUACAAUCGUAGCCCUGGGAAUGUCGUUGCCAGAUAUCUUAGGAGCUUGUAUUGUCACCCAAGUAGAAGAAAACGCUGAUGAAGCCAUGAUCCAUAUUGCUGGUUCAAUAACCAUUAAAGUUCUCAUGGGCGUCGGUUUACCGUGGUUUAUUGCAGCUUUACAUCAUUAUUUCAACAAUAGCAACUUUUUAAUAUUGACAAAUGAGAUCGAUAUCAAUGUGUUUGUCUAUUGUACUGUGGCUAUUUUGGCUAUAGCAGUGUUGAUAAUCCGAAGAAACGUCAAGUUUUUUGGUAGAGCAGAACUAGGUGGUCCACAAAACGGUAGACUUCUAACUGCAUUUAUAUUUAUCACUCUUUGGUUAAUAUAUAUAUUAAUAACUUCUUUUAAAUGUACAUUUAGAUAAAUAAAUGUUUUAAAUAUUAUAGAUAUAAAAAUAAUAAUCAUACUGUUUAAGUUCAAAAACAUCCUUCGAUUAUAAAAUUAUAGAGAUUUUAAUAUUCGUCGUACACACUUAAUUUGUUUUGCCAGUUAAAUCUGACUUGGCGUUAGUUUAAAGUGUGAAGUGACUAUUGAAUUAAAUAUUUUUUGGAAUUUCAUACUACCUACAUUUCACUUCAUAUUAAACACUUUAAUUUAAAAAACACAAAAGAUUUACCAUAGUAAUGAUUUUACCAAUUUGUUGUUAAAAUAAAAAAAAAUUAUACCUAAUAUUUAUAAGUAGGAAUAAUUAAAACUAAUGAUGUCUAACCACUGAGAGUCCCUAUUGAUUGUAAUUUAAAAUAUAUAAUUAUAAUUCGGUAGCAAAAUGUCAAGUCUGAGGAUAUAGCCUUUUCUAAACAAAAAUCUCUCUCAUAAAAAUAAAAACAAUAAAAAUUUAUUAUUUAUUAUUAUAUACGAUGUAGAAUAAUUAUUUUAUUUCCAAUAUAAAUUGUUUUUUUGUUAAUUAUACAAUCUGUUACAGUUAAAUAUUAUAUAAGUGGAAUAACAGAGAUAUGCAAAAGUUACUUUGACUUAAUAUACGUAAUAAUUUUAA
Daktulosphaira vitifoliae (grape phylloxera) is the source of this 3325-nucleotide messenger RNA. Its product is annotated as sodium/calcium exchanger 3-like. Gene Ontology annotation, biological process: transmembrane transport; calcium ion transport; cell communication. The coding region runs from base 242 to 2695 and encodes 817 amino acids. The record is from RefSeq and is a predicted model, not a curated record. Gene Ontology annotation, cellular component: membrane. Lineage: Eukaryota; Metazoa; Arthropoda; Insecta; Hemiptera; Phylloxeridae. The transcript has 12 exons. Gene Ontology annotation, molecular function: calcium:sodium antiporter activity.